Molecule: messenger RNA, 2034 nt
Organism: Tetranychus urticae (two-spotted spider mite)
Lineage: Eukaryota; Metazoa; Arthropoda; Arachnida; Trombidiformes; Tetranychidae
Gene: CycC
Product: cyclin C
Biological process (GO): regulation of transcription by RNA polymerase II
Molecular function (GO): cyclin-dependent protein serine/threonine kinase regulator activity
Source: RefSeq, a predicted model, not a curated record
UCUGUGAUCUCAUCAACCUUUUAACACGAUUUAAUUGCUAAAAAUACCUUUCUAUGUGAAUUUAGAAACAUCUAAUUACGGUGAAAUUGGCAUGAUACUUCCAUCAUUAGAACUGUGAUUUGUGAAUAAUUUGUCAAAUUGUGUUAAAUCUUUACUGUACUUUUAAGCUUAGCUUUUUUAUGCUUGUUGGCAUUUUCUGGUGAUUACCUAUUUAUUGUGAUCUUCAAGUGUUUAACUAACCAAUUGUUCAAAAUUCAAAAGCAUAUGCUUAAUUAACUGUUGACUUGGCUAAUCUUUGUUUACUUUUUUUAUAAUCUAUUUGAUUCCAUCUAUACAGCCUAUCUUACCUUAAAUUAAACAAAGCCUAUCUGAUGGCUGGUAAUUUCUGGCAAAGCUCUCACUUUCAUGAAUGGCUUCUUGAAAGACAAGACUUGAUACGUGAAAGACACGCAGACCUUCAAAUACUUUCAGAAGAGGAAUAUCAAAAAUUGAUGAUAUUUUUUGCUAACUUCAUACAAAUUCUUGGUGAACAAUUAAAGGUUAAACAACAGGUCAUCUCAACCGCUAUUGUUUACUUUAAGCGAUUCUAUGUUCGCAAUUCUCUCAAAUGUAUUGAUCCUCUUCUCAUGGCUCCUACCUGUAUCUUCUUAGCUUCUAAAGUUGAAGAGUUUGGUGUCAUCUCUAACAGCCGUUUAAUCAGCAUAUGCCAGACUGUUGUUAAAAAUAAAUUUGGCUUUGCAUUUCCAGAGUUCCCUUACCGAAUUAAUCAUAUCUUGGAAUGUGAAUUUUAUCUUCUUGAACUGAUGGACUGUUGUCUCAUCAUCUACCACCCUUACCGACCACUUAUUUCAUAUACUGCAGACAUAAAAGAAAUGAAAGACUUGAAAGAUAACAAAGACUCUAAAGAUGAUCUUCUAAACACGGCUUGGAGCGUUGUUAACGAUGCAUACAGAACUGAUAUACCAUUACUUUAUCCUCCUCAUAUGAUAGCCAUUGCGUGUCUUCAUAUGGGAUGUGUCAUCUCAGGCAGAGACUUUAAGCAAUGGUUUGCUGAGCUUAACGUUGAUUUGGACAAGGUAUUGGAAAUCACUCGUCACAUUUUAAACCUCUAUGAGCUGUGGAAAAAUUUCGAUGAUAAAAAGGAAGUCCCAGCUCUCUUAGCUAAGAUGCCCAAACCUAAGAUACAACCAUCCAGCGAGUGUCAAAAUAUUAUUGUAGACAAUCUCGAACUCCCUUAUUGGGCUUAUUAUUCCGAUAUGGGCUUGAGAGACUUCACUGAAUCCAAUUAUUCUUCUUAUGGUACCUAAACUUGCAAGAUACCCAGUUUGACAUCUACCUGGUCUUUUCGGAUGAUAGGAGAGAGUCAAUUGUAAUUUGGUAAUCCAAUUCCUGCAACUUUAUUGUCUCUUCAUCUCAACUAAUUUUUCCUUAACAAAAUUUAACUAUUCAACCUUUUCUAAUACCUUCCCAAAAUUAACCUGAACCUCUUUUUGGUCAUUUAACUCUUCUAAAAUCCCAACAAUUCUAACUUUACAUUAAUUGUGUCUGUCUUUUCUCAUCUAUCUCUUUUCUCUCUCUCUCUUUUCUCAUGUAUUGAUCAGGUUUAUAACUGGGUUUUAUAUUCGAUUAAGAUUUUAUUUCAUCUUUAGGAUCUUAAAUGUUAAUUGAAUCCUAUUUAUAAAUUAUUUAAACUCAAGUUGAAUUUCUCAGCAAUGAAAGAACCAUGGAGCCAAAAAGCCAACAAACUCUUUCUAUCUUAAAUCUAUUGAUAUUAUAUUGACUAUCGUGAUAAUUAACCAUGGUUCUUAAUCAUCUAUUUAUUAGAUAAAAAAUCCAUUCACAUGAAAUUGUCUUUCCUUCACACUAUUAUAAUCUUUUUUCUGUAACACAACAAACCUCAACAACAAAUCUCAACUUUGGAUCAUGCUUUUUCAUUCUUUUUGCCAAACAAAAUUAUCAAACUUAAUCCAAAUAAUGCAAACGUAAUAAUUCAAUUCAUAAUGAAAUUUCAAUAAAACCAAAGACUGAUGAGGA